UCAAAGUAUAUCAUAUGGAUGGUUCAGAGGUGACGAUGACGCAACUUGUAAAAACUAAGAAUAUAUAUAUAGCCAAAUUUAACAAUAUAGUACCGGGUGACUAUAUUGCAAAAGUGAGCGUUACGGACGGAGAUGCAGAUCUCAUGAUAACGGGAGCGUGCUCGUUUUCAUUUCGACAUGGAUUCUCACCGUUUCCACCAUCAUCUAUAAAUGAAACCAUUUUUACUCCAUCUUUAGGAGAAAAAGGGUUUCUAUCCGUCGAACUCAUAAGUGAAGAUACUGCUAAUGAUGUGAAACUAUUGGGUGUACAAAUACGUGACAUAGAUGGAAACGCUGUCAUGAAUUUAACACUAAACAUCGCUAAUGCAAAAGAAAAUUUGUAUGUAUCUGAUGGAUUUGUAGCUCCAGAUAAAGCGUUCAAGAUUGCUAUUGUAGGUGCUGCUGAAAAUUGUGGAAAAAAGGAAAUUAUAAGAGUUACUAAGUCAAGCAUCGAACCUAUGAAUCACAGUCCUGGUAUAUUCAAUCAGGUCCCAACCAUACAAAAGUUAGAAAUUAUAACAGCUGAUAAGGAUACAGUUUCAAUACUAUGUAAGGCUAGUGGCUAUCCCAAACCAAAAAUCAUCUGGAAAGAUAGGAAUGGAGACACUAUAAGCAACGCUACAGCAGUCGACGACGAUGUAACUGGGAAACAAAUAACUAGUAUCCUGACAAUGAUAGAACCUGAAGACAAUCUAUUUACAUGUGAAGCCACUAAUGACGCCGGCACGGACUCUGAUUUUAUUCCCUUAAAGUUACCAAGGAAACCAGUGAUUGAUAAAACAAUUAAAGAAAUAGUUAAAGUUAAAGGUAACGAAGUUGAAAUAUUUUGCAGCCUCAAGCAAGGGAAUCCAAAGCCAAAAAUUUCUUGGUACUUUAUGGAAGAUAAUGAUAAUGAAUAUGUAAAAUUAAAAUACACAAGCGAAUCAUUGCUCAUAUAUAAUUUGGGUAUUCGUAACUCUGGCUCGUAUAAAUGUGAGGCGGUCAACUCUGAAGGUAGUGAUACCUAUGAAAUGGAUCUUUUUAUAUCAGAUCCCUGGGAAAAAAAAGUUAAAGCGUACGAAGGUGAAUUGGUAACAUUGAAUUGUCCCGGUCGACCUAACAGAGCACAGCCUUCCGUGCGAUGGUUCGUCGACGAUCGCGAAGUUGUCAACGGUGGAAGAUAUCAUAUUCAUAGAAACCAUUCUUUAAGUUUCAAAGCAAGCACUUAUGACUACGGUCGAUACGAUUGUGUCUCAAUCAAUCGGAAAAAGCGGGAGAGAAGAAAAAUGUUUAGACUUAAAAUAGAUCCAGUUUUACAGUUCAGAAACCUAAACUAAUAUUUUGUUAUGGCUUUUAUGUAAACAAAGUAUUAAAUAGA
Molecule: messenger RNA, 1396 nt
Organism: Colias croceus (clouded yellow)
Lineage: Eukaryota; Metazoa; Arthropoda; Insecta; Lepidoptera; Pieridae
Product: immunoglobulin superfamily member 10-like
Exons: 9
Coding region: 15-1355 (446 amino acids)
Source: RefSeq, a predicted model, not a curated record